GGUGGCCGCGUCCGCAGUCUGCAAUCAACUUCAGUCUCGAGGCCCUCGAAGCGCCGCGCAUCUUCAGUCAGCCUCGAGGGUCGUGUGAGAUGUGGAGGUGAUUUCUCAACGAAAAUCGGUCUCUAUUGAAAUCCUCGAAUGAUGUUGGUGCCAUCGGAUAUGCUUUCUGCCUCUACGAAGAUGGCUUACCAGAUCAACAAGUACUUUGGAGAGCGGGUUAUGACCCGCAAGAACCAGGUGGGCAAGACGAUUCAAGAAGUCUGCCGAGUGGUGCAAGACGUUCUCAAGGAGGUGGAAGUCCAGGAGCCGAGGUUCAUUUCGUCGCUGACGGACUACAAUGGCAGGUUCGAUGGACUUGACGUCAUCUCGCCCACAGAGUUUGAGAUUGUCAUAUAUCUCAAUCAAAUGGGAGUGCUGAACUUUGUCGAUGAUGGCACCCUCCCUGGCUGUGCAGUUCUGAAGCUGAGUGACGGCCGUAAGAGGUCCAUGUCCUUGUGGGUGGAAUUUAUCACAGCAUCCGGAUACCUUUCCGCGAGGAAGAUCAGGUCUCGGUUUCAGACUCUGGUGGCCCAGGCCUGUGACAAAUGUGCCUACCGAGACUCCGUAAAGAUGAUCGCCGACACGACGGAAGUGAAGCUCCGAAUCAGGGAGAGGUACGUGGUGCAGAUCACGCCGGCCUUCAAGUGCGCCGGUCUCUGGCCCCGGUCGGCUUCGCACUGGCCCAUUCCGCACAUACCUUGGCCGCAUCCAAACAUUGUCGCCGAAGUUAAGGCCGAGGGUUUCGAUAUGCUCUCGAAAGAGUGCAUCGGACUUCAGGGCAAGCAGUCUGCCAUGGAGGGUGACGCCUGGGCUCUGUCCUUUAUUGAUGCCGAAAAUCGCCUUCUGCAAGGCGCCAGCAGAAGAAGAUGUCUCAGUAUUCUGAAGACACUGCGGGACCGGCAUCUGGAUCUUCCGGGAAACCCCGUCACCAGCUACCACAUGAAAACCCUCUUGCUCUACGAGUGCGAGAAGCAUCCCCAUGAGGCAGAGUGGGACGAAACUUGUCUGGCAGACAGAAUCAAUGGAAUCUUUCUACAACUGAUAUCGUGUCUGCAAUGCAGAAGAUGUCCACAUUACUUUCUUCCAAACUUAGAUCUCUUCAAGGGAAAAUCUCCCAGUGGCUUGGAGAACGCAGCCAAACAAGUUUGGAGAUUAACGAGGGAACUGCUCACCAAUAGUCGAGCCUUGGAAAAAUUAUAGUCCGGAUUUGUGAGAUUGAUCGCCAAUUGUUACGCAAAAUAAGCAGUAGUGCAUUGAACCCAGUGUCAACAAGUGUUAAACACUUUCUGUCUUAUUUAAUAAAAGACAAUUUUAUGGCGUAUAUAGUUAUCUGCAAUAACGACAUGAAUAGAUUAUUAUGAGUGCUAGAAUUAAGACACUACGGAAAUGAAAUUGCAACAAGAUGAGAGUUCUCUUCAUAGUCGGAUUAUGGUUUAGUUGCUUUUUCAAAUUCAAAUGAAUUGAGCGCAAGUUACAAUUUAAAAAAAUAAUCCUGUGGUGCUGUGAUUGUGUCGUGAUUCAAGCCAAUAUACGCCCAAAUUAUAUAGUGUCGUGUAUAUGAAACGUAAAGAGUACAUCAGUGAAAGUUGUUUUAUAUUUUAGUGGAAAAUGUAUAGAGAAAUGAAUGAUGAGUGGGUGUUAUGUGGAGUACUUCGGCACCCAAUCGAAAAUAACAGGCAACAAUUUAGUGACUGAAAAACAAUUUGUUUAUAGGUUGAUGAUGUAAUGGUCAAGUUUGCAACGUUGAUGAUAUAAACGAUUUUAUAAAUUUUUCUCUUAAAAAUAUCUUCUUCAUCGUUUAUUUAUCAAUAAAGUUUCAAUAACAGUUUUUUAGCCAAAAAAUUGCACAAUUUUUCGUCUGCAUUUUUUUAAAAUGUUCAUCAUAAACGUUAUUAAAAACUUCACCAUCAUUUAGAUUGCAGGAAGAAAUCGAAUCAAAUAUGAUGAAAAAAUUAAUAUUGAAAUAUAUUUUGAAAAGACAUAUUCCAAUAGAAAAAGCAGAUUCACAAUUACAGUUUAAUUGAUUUUUCUUCCUGCAUGAGAGAGCAGAGAGUAAUAAGUUGAUCCGCCGUCGCUAGUCGAGCUAAUAUUUGCAUUCGACAUUAAAAUACUUUUACUCUUUUUGAACACAAAAGAAACUAGUCAUAAACUUUGUUAAAAAUUUGUAUACUAUCGCUCUUGAUAUACACAUUUUUGUCAUCAACUGUAAAUACUUUUUAAGUGUUCCAUUUACUUAAAAAGCAUACUAAAAUAAAUAUGCGUUACUUUACACAAAUUAUUUUUAAAGUUUAAAAGUUAUUUAAUUUCAAACUUUCAAUUACUAUGAGAAUAAAGGUAGAAAAUAUAAUCACUCGACUAACGAUGAGAGGAUUAUGUAAUUUAUACAACCAGGCUAAUUUUUAAUCUAAUAAAUCAAAAUCUAACUUGCUUUAAUGUGUUCCCUUUUGACAAAGUCAUUUGCGGUCAAUGAAAUUUCUUUACUUAAUAAAGCAAAUUUUUAAUAAGUAAAAAUUAUUUUUCGGAAAUAAAAAAAAAUUUGUAUAUAAUUAAACAAGACAUUUAAUUUUCUUGAAUGACUAAUACAUAUAUAUAUACCCUGAAAAAAGUAAUCUCAUAUUUAGAGGAAAAAUCCUCUUCUAAUAUCCUCUCAAUUUUUCCUCUUAAAACAAAAGUAUUCCACUUGAAUGUAGAAUAUUUUUAUUCUUUGGUGACUAAUAAUAAAACAAAACAAUUUUUUUGAGGUUCUGAUGUCAAAAACAUUGAAUUAAAGUUAAAUAAAUAAACAAAUCUAUUAAUUAAUGUAAGUAAUUAACUACAAAUCAUUAAUUAUAUUUAAUAUUUAAUUAAAGAUAUUUAAUUUAGUGCAUGAUAAUAGCUUUUCUUUAUCAGUUUAUAACCAUAAUUGUCAAAUUAUAUGCGGGAGAAAAAUCCUCUCAAGUGAAGACUAUUACUUUUGAUACAAUACAUAAGAGAAAAAUAUGCAUCAAUUUAAGAGGAAUUCGCUAGAAUCAAGAUUACUUUUUUAGGGUAUAUAUAUAUAUAUAUAUAUAUAUAUAUAUAUAUAUAUAUAUAUAUUUGUCGUUAAAAAGUUUAAGAGAAAUAUAAAAUAUUUCGUUGAAGCGCAAGCAAAAAUGUUUUUGAGUUUAUUUCGUUAACAACAAAAACUAUGAAAAAUAUUUAUUAUAUAUAUAUAUAUAUAUAUUUAUUCUCAAAAAGAGAUUCAGACUGGCUUUAUAUUAUAAAACAAACAUCGUUUGGGCAUUUAAUGACAAACUAUAUUCCUGAUUAACUUUAUGAUAGUUCCUUUUGUAAUAUUUAAUCAAAUAUUUCCAACAGGCGAAAAAACGACAUAAAAUUUGUUUAUACUCUUUAAAGAGUUAUUUAUUUGUUAUUGUUUCCGUGUAAAUAAGACACGAGUGAGCAUUUUUAUUUGCGACGGCAAUUUUGUCGAACAAUUUUUAAAUAUAUACUAUAAGACUCGCAAGAGUGUAUUUUAAAGUGAAAAAGAAGAAUUUAUUCGCAAAUGCGAAUUUUUCAUUGAAUAUUUGUUUUUAUCGACACUGCAAUUGUAAAUAUAAUUCAAAAUAUUUAUUGAAAUGUAACAAAAUUAAAAAUACAAUGAUAUUUAUACGCAAAGAA
Leptopilina boulardi is the source of this 3678-nucleotide messenger RNA. Its product is annotated as protein mab-21. Lineage: Eukaryota; Metazoa; Arthropoda; Insecta; Hymenoptera; Figitidae. The record is from RefSeq and is a predicted model, not a curated record. The coding region runs from base 139 to 1239 and encodes 366 amino acids. The transcript has a single exon.